Scaptodrosophila lebanonensis is the source of this 1561-nucleotide messenger RNA. It is a transcript of the gene Pex3, whose product is annotated as peroxisomal biogenesis factor 3. The record is from RefSeq and is a predicted model, not a curated record. The transcript has 2 exons. Gene Ontology annotation, cellular component: peroxisomal membrane. Lineage: Eukaryota; Metazoa; Arthropoda; Insecta; Diptera; Drosophilidae. Gene Ontology annotation, biological process: protein import into peroxisome membrane. The coding region runs from base 290 to 1414 and encodes 374 amino acids. Gene Ontology annotation, molecular function: protein-macromolecule adaptor activity.
ACAAUCACUUUUAAUAAAUACGAUAAACACAGUAUGCUGCCUUAUAAGCACCAAAGGUUGAUUUAGACUUGAUAAACACCAAGUGAAACUGUACAUUCCGUCUAUACACAGGAAGAAACAAAUACACACAUAUAAUUUAUACUACAUAAACUUAAGUAUUGAAGUUACUGAGUGCAUUCCGUACGAGGUCAAUAUUUCUUGUACAUAUUAACGGUUGGCGUCAUCGUUGGAACGAAAGUAGCACGCGCAGUUGUUGUGUUUCUCAUAGGCCCGCCCAUUUAAUAUCAAAAUGCUGUCCCGCCUUCAGGACUUUUUCACACGCCACCGUCGCAAGUUUAUCGUCACGGGCGUGGUAGUUGGUGGAACUAUUGCGGCAGCACGCUAUGCGAGGCGAAAGCUUUUGGAGUUUCAGGAGCGACAGGCGCGGGAAUUCUUUGAACGCACCCGACGAAUGCAACACUUCGAAUCUACAGAGCGCACAUGUAACCAAGUAAUACUUGGAAUGGGGGAGGAGAUGUGCCAGGCCAUACUUCGCGAGUGCAGCACGGACGAUCUAUUGGAGCAACUGCGUCAAAAUCCUAGCAAUAAGGUGGAGCUGUGGGAGCAAAUGAAAAUUGUAUCAUUCACACGACUGACAACUUUCGUUUAUGCUUCGUCUAUGCUGGUUAUUGCAUUACGGGUCCAGCUCAACCUUCUGGGCGGAUACAUUUAUCGAGAUAUCAUGUCGGAACAGCAAAAGAUUAAUGACGACCUUAAGCAACAGUACCUGUCCCUCAUACGGCAUUUUAUUGCAGAUGUCGGUAUACGUGAGUUGGUACGGUACAUACGCAGUAAAGUAGUCGAGGUGCUCAGCUCCAUGUCACUGACUCGGCAGCUUACUUUAUCGGAUACUGAACAAAUAUUUUGGUCAUUGCAAAUGGCCAUUAACGGAGACACUCGUCACGAUCCCAACUCAAGGAUGAGUAAAUAUUUGCUUCCUGCAUUAAGCAGACUGAAUCAGCAACCAUCACCGACACUACAAAAAAUGUACAACGAAACGCUAGACCUUCUUGAGUGCGAGGAUGUGAUCUCGGUUUGUGUGCACAAUGUGAGUAGAGGCUUUGUGCUAGCAUGCGAUGCUAUCGCUGAGGCAAUGGGCGAUACCCUGCAGCAUCUAGCACCUGGCGAGGUGCAGCAACAGCAGCCUUUCAAGUCGAUUAACAACAACGGAAACAACAAUAACCUUUUAAACAUAAACAACGUGCUUUUGGCACUUGCGAAACUUAUACCGAUCAUAAGUGGUCUCACAUCACGUGGCUAUGAUAGCGGAGCGCGGCCACACAAUUUACCAACACAGCUGCUAACGUUUUAUGUGGUGGCUGAGAAGUCUAAAACUUUGGGUGCCAAUGUCUACGAAACAUUCAGCUCGGGUUAAGCUUAGUAAAAAAUUAGCAUAGUAUUAAGCUACAUAUUUGAUACAAAAUAGCAAGUACGAACGAUAUACAUAUGUAUGAAUGUUUAUUUUCUUAAGCAAACAAAACGUGCUUUAAUUUGGAGAGGAAUGAAUUUAGAAUUAAAUUGA